Adineta ricciae is the source of this 3165-nucleotide messenger RNA. The record is from the annotation of a GenBank genome assembly. Lineage: Eukaryota; Metazoa; Rotifera; Eurotatoria; Adinetida; Adinetidae.
AUGGAAAAUAAUUCUACAACAUCAUUGACAUUCAAUAACGACGAUCUAUUGGUUGUAUGUCUAAAUGAUAAUUCUCCAAAUCAAGUAAAUGAUCCUUUUAUUAACAUAUAUGAUGAUUUAAACAAUUUAACAAAUAAUGUUAAAUUAUUUCAUGAUAAAGAUGAGUAUAUUAACUAUAUAACAUCGAUCAAAUCAAAACUACAUAUAUUUCUUAUCAUACUUUCUCCUGAUGUAUUUGUUCAUCCAGAUGUUCUUGGAUUUUCACAAAUUAGAUUUAUUUAUGUUCUUUAUAUCAAUGAAACUGAUCGUAAUCAUGAUCAUAUUCAUAAAUAUGUAAAAGAACAAAAUAUAUACGAUGAUAAAAAUUUACUUAUACGAAAAGUGAAAUAUGAUAUGAAGCAAGUUUUAGAAGAUCUUUCAACACAUUUGACAUUUUACAAUAUUAAAGAACGAUCUCUCAAAGAUUUAUCAAAAGAAAAUCAAUACUUUAUGUAUAUGCAUUUGUUUUAUGAAAUUCUAUUACGUGAUUCAAAACCAAAUGAAGCAAAAGAAGAAUUAAUCCAAGAAUGCCGACAAUCCUAUAAGAAUAAUGAAAAACAAUUGAGAUUCAUUGAAGAAUUUCGAGAAGAAGAUAUUUCAAAAGCAGCUAUUAAAUGGUACACACGAGAUAGUUUUCUCUAUCGUCUUUUAAAUCAAGCAUUAAGAUGUCAAAAUUUUGAAAUGAUUUACAAAUUUCGAUAUAUUAUUAAAGAACUGUAUGAUCAACUAAAACGUUUACACGAAAAACAAGCCAAGAUAUUAAAGUCUCUUGGAAAAGCCUAUCGUGGUCAAUUAUUACAUAGAAAUGAACUGGAACAUCUGAAACAAAAUGAAGGAAUAUUAAUAUCAAUGAAUUCAUUUUUAUCAACAACAAUAGAAAAGGAAGUUGCAUUAACAUUCAUACUUGGAGCAGAUGAAAAUGAAUUAGUACCUAUUUUGUUUGAAAUAGAUAUGACAGAUGUUGAAUACAAGUCAGCUCCAUAUGCUUAUAUACGACGAUAUACUUAUAUGAAACAUGAAAAGGAAAUUUUAUUUUCAAUGGAUUGUGUCUUUCAAGCAAAGAAAGUAAACAUAUGUGAAGAAUUUGGUACGAAAUAUUAUGUUGUUACAUUGAUUACUACUAAUAAACAUGAAGAUGAUAAUGAACUGAAAAAAUUAAUGAAUUUUAAGAGUUACGAACUUGAAUGUUUUCGAAACGAUUUAUCCGCUUUAGGUUUCCUAAUGGAAAAAAUGGGAUAUUAUGAACAAGCGAAAUUUUUUUAUAGAUUAAAAGAAAAAAAUUCAUCAAAUGAUCAGAUAAGUUCUGCGACAUCAUCCGUUGAAUUUGCGUUAAUUGAAGAUAUUCAAGGAAAUUACGCUGAAGCUUUGAAUAGUUUAAACAAAGCAUUAGAAAUUCAACUGAAUGUCUUACCAAGAGAUCAUAGAAAAAUCACAGUGAUAUAUAGCAGCAUUGGAAGAGUUUAUCAACAUCAAGGUGCCUAUGAUAAUGCUUUGAAUUGUUAUAGAAAAGCAUUGACAACUUCUUUACAAAUACUUUCGAAUGAUCAUCCACUUGUUGCCAAAGUCUGUUGUAAUAUUGUUGCGGUCUAUUGUGAACAAGGAAAAUUUGCUGAAGCUUUGAACUAUUGUGACAAAACGAUCGGCUUUCUCAAUUAUUUACCUGAUAAUCAUCCAGAUAUUGCAUCAGUAAGCAAUAAUAUUGCAGUUAUUUAUCAUCAUCAAGGCAGGUAUGUUGAAGCUUUGAAAUACUUCGAAGAAGCACUUCGUGUUCGUCAAAAAACUUUACCUGAAAAUCAUUCAGACAUCGCAUCAUCAUAUAAUAACAUUGCACAAGUUUAUGAAAGUCAGGGAGAUACUGAACAAGCUCUAAAAUAUUUGAAGAAAUCACUUAAAAUUCGAAAAGAAUCUUUAGGUGAAGAUCAUCCAGAUACUGCAACUGUGUACAAUAAUAUUGGAAUGGUUUUAUUUCAUCAAGACGAUUAUGCUCAAGCGUUCAUUGCUCUGAAGAAAGCACUUACUAUUCAAUUAAAAUCUUUAUCUGAAAAUCAUCCAGAAGUUGCAAUAACAUAUAACAAUCUCGGACAAAUUUAUAAAGAGCAAAAGAAUUUCGAACAAGCUCUGGAAUGUUAUCAAAAAGCACUGAACAUUUUUUCUACAUCAUCACUUGAAAAUCAUCGCAACAUGGCAGCAGCAUACAGCAACAUGGGUUUAGUCUAUCAAGAUCAAGGCAAACUUGAUCAAGCUAUGGAAUCUCAUCAGAAAGCGCUCACUAUUGUGCUCAAAUCUUUAUCUGAAAACCAUCCAGAUGUUGUAGUAAUACAGAACAAUAUUGCUUUAGUACAUUACAGUCGAAAAGAAUAUUCCGAAGCUUUAGCUGCUUUCCACAAAAUGCUUGAAAUUCAAUUAGAAUCUUCAUCUAUUAAUUAUCUAGCUAUUGCAACCACAUAUAGCCAUAUGGCAAUGAUAUAUGGAACUCAAAAGAACUUUCCUAAACUCUGUCAAUCUUGUGACAAUACGCUUAUUUUUGUUUUGCAGUAUCCACGUGAAAUUCAUCCAUGUGUUGUCAAGGUAUAUAAAAAUUUGGGAGACGCCUAUUAUAUGCAAGGCGAGUAUGAUUUAUCUUUGUACUAUUAUGAGAACGCACUUGCAAUUCAAUUAGAAUGUUUACCCAAAAAUGAUUUUAGUGUCGCUGAAAUCUAUAUGAAAAUGGCGGAUGUAUACUAUAGCCAAGAAAAACGUCUCGAAGGUUAUAAAGUUUAUAAGAAAGGAUGUGAAAUUAAAUUGAAUUUGUUGCUUGAAAAUCUUCCAGAUCUAUCGGCAACACAUGACGGUAUCGAAGAAUCUCAUAAAUAUCAACAACAUUAUACUGUUGCUGUGAACUUAUGUGAAGAUAUACUUAAAAUUCAAUUAUACUUCUUACCGGAAGAUCUUCGAAGCAUUGCAAAUACAUACAAUCGAUUAGGGACUAUUCACAAACGUCAAAGAAACUAUGAAAAAGCUCUACAACACUAUACAAAAGCUCUUCACAUUCAGCUAAAUUCAUUACCCGAAAAUGAUCCGGAUAUCACAAGAACAUAUUGGUUUAUGGGCAAUCUAUUAGUUAGUGUAGCCAUGAACAAUCGCUGA